Molecule: messenger RNA, 3074 nt
Organism: Aphanomyces astaci
Lineage: Eukaryota; Oomycota; Saprolegniomycetes; Saprolegniales; Verrucalvaceae
Product: plasma-membrane proton-efflux P-type ATPase
Exons: 1
Coding region: 41-2947 (968 amino acids)
Biological process (GO): proton transmembrane transport; regulation of intracellular pH
Cellular component (GO): plasma membrane
Molecular function (GO): ATP binding; ATP hydrolysis activity; P-type proton-exporting transporter activity
Source: RefSeq, a predicted model, not a curated record
UUUCGAACUGGACUCGCUCGGCACGACAGACAGGAAGGAUAUGGCGUCAGGACCGACGUAUGCAAGGGAGAGCACGCCUCUCCUCAGUGCGUCCAUGCGUGCCAACGAGGACCGGUACUACAUGGGACAGGACAAGCGGUCGUUACUGAACACGGCGGAAAGCGGCCUUUCCACGGUGGAAGCGGCGCGGCGCCUCAAGCAGUUCGGACCAAACGAACUCGUGGAUCGCACACACAAGGUGUCUCUAGGGGUCAAGUUCCUGCAACAAUUCGGCACUCCUACUGCCGUGUUGCUUUGGAUUGCCAUUGCGGCGGAAGCGGCGACGGCGGACAUCCCCGAUCUUGCCGGGUUGGUGUUUCUCCAGCUCGUGACCGCCGUCGUGGGUUGGUUUGAAAUCCUCAAGGCUGAGAACGCAGCGACAGCGUUGAAAGCUUCCCUCAAACCGGAAGCCCAAGUCAUCCGCGAUGGGGUGCAUCAAACGAUCAACGCCGCGCUGCUCGUGCCAGGAGACCGCGUGACGUUGUCGGGCGGGUGUGCCGUGCCGGCCGACUGCGAUCUAUGCGACCAGGGCGGCAACCACAUCCUUGUCGACGAAGCCAUGUUCACGGGUGAAACGUUCCCUUCCAUGUUGGGGGCCGGGGACACGGUGAAGAUGGGUUCGUUGGUCACGCAGGGCGACACGGUCGAAGGCAUCGUGUCUGCCACGGGUAGCCAGACGUUCCUCGGUCUCGUGCAUGCUUCGAUGCCGGCCACGUACAAGCAGGAAGCAGGCCUCUUCCGUCCCAUGUUGGUCGAGAUCACCCUCGUUUUCUCGGCACUCGCGCUUGUGCUCGUGGGGGUUUGCGGCGGCAGCUUACUCGUCCACGGGCACUCUAUAUGCGAUUCGAUUGGGUUCAGCGUGCUCUUGUUCCUGCUGUCCAUCCCGUUGAGUUCAUCUCAGGUCGUGUCGUCUUCCCUGGCAGUCGGCUCGCGACACUUGGCCGAAGCCAAGGUGCUGGUCACCCACGCCACAGCCAUCGAACGACUGGCGGCGCUGUCGCUGCUGUACGUUGACAAGACAGGCUCGCUUACCCGCAACAAGAUGGAGCUCCAGGACGAACUUCCCAUCUUCGCGCCGCACACAACCCGCGAAGAUGUGCUGGUGAUGGCGGCGCUAGCGGCCAAGUGGAAGGAACCCCCCAAGGACGCUAUCGACACGCUCGUUCUAAAUGCGAUUGAUCUGAGGCCAUUGGAUGCAUAUACGCUGGUGAAUCAUCGCCCCCUUGACAACUUGAAGCGCACCGAGUCGACUGUCCGGCGUCCGCCGACGAAAUCAACAACCAAUGGAAGUGGAAAGAAUGACGAGCGACACGAUACAUGUAGCCGGACGUUCAAAGUUACCAAGGGGGCCCCCCAUGUCCUAUUGUCACUGUGUUCAAAUGUCGACGAUGCGAUGCGAGAGGCGGUCACGUCCAAAGUGUUGGAGCUGGCCAUGCGAGGCGUUCGCGCGAUUGCCGUGGCGAGAACCAACCCUGUCACAGAUGGGGGAACAUCUGCGACAGGGGGAUGGGUGUUGCUGGGGCUGCUCACGUUUGUGGACCCGCCGCGCCACGACACGAAGCGGACAUUGGAACUCUUACAUGAACAUCAUGUUAGUGUCAAGAUGGUCACUGGCGAUACGCGAGCGCUGGCGGCCGAGUCGUGUCGGCAGCUGCACCUUGGGCCGGUGGUGCUCACUCCGUCGCAGUGCAUCGACCAUCCCGAGUACGUGGAAGCGGCGGACGCUGUCGCAGAAAUAGACGGGCCAGCCAAGGUCAAGAUCGUACAGCUGAGCCAGGCAGAUGGCCACGUCGUGGGCAUGACGGGGCUAGGGGAUACCGCGUCGCUUCGACAGGCAAACGUCGGCAUCGCCGUGGACGGAGCGACGGACGCCGCCAAAGCCGCCGCCGAUGUCGUGCUUACCAAAGCUGGGCUGUCCGUCUUAUUGCAUGGGAUUGUGCUUGCGAGGCAAGUGUGCCGUCGGAUUCUCACGCACGUGACGUACCGUGUCGCAUCUUCGCUGCAUCUGCUAUUCUUCUUCGUCGUGGCCAUUGGAUGGCGGCGCCGCGCCGUCCCCCGUGUCACUGGUCUUGUCCAGGCUAGUACGAAUACGAGUAGUAUUACUAGCCCUUCCAGCGAAGUCGAAGGAGAGUUUUCGCUGCCUGUGAUCGCCCUUGUGCUGCUAAGUCUGUUGAACGACGGGUUGCUGGCAUCGGUGGCCCCCGUGGACUCUGUCGUGGCGUCACUUCAACCGCCGACGUGGCACCCCCGUCGAUUUGGAGUGUAUGUGGGCUCGCUGGCGAUUGUCAGCACGGGUUUGUCCGUGGUGUGGCUAUGGUGGCUACUAGACAACGCCGCUAGUACUACUAGCUCCACCCUCACCCAUCUCUUGCAGCGGCUGGGGCUACUAGAUGCGACAUCGUCGACCUUGUCAUAUGGCCAAGUCCAGAUGGCGAUGUACCUCCAGCUAUCCCUGUCCGAUUUGGGUCUGUACUUCUCAGCCCGGGCCACAGACGGAGGCUUGGCAUGCCUCGUCACCUGCCCGGGCAAGCCGCUGGGACUUGCGACGGCGUUAUCGGCGGCAUCUGCGACACUGUUGGCGCUGUUUUGGCCGUUCCAAACCAUGCAGCGAGUGUCGGAACGGCUGGUGGCGGUGACAUGGGUGUUUGUGAUUCUGGGGUUUGGGCUCCAAGAACUGGCCAAAGGCGCGGCGGUCGGGUGCCUGGAGCGGGUCCUGCCCGAAGCGGAUAACUCGGCCGAGUGGCAGCGGCGGAAUCGGCUGGCACUGCUCCACCAACAUCAAGCAGCUCGGCAAGAUGGGACUCUGGCGAUUGGAUUGGACUCGGCCGUGGACAGACUGGCGCGGCUGGAUAUUGAGCUCAAGGCGGUGCGGUCCGUGUUGCAGGCUGCGUCGGCGAGUUGCCAUUGAAUAUAGUUGAUUCGAUUCGAAACUCGAGUGUUUGGGUGCGCAAUCGAAUGAGCAGCAACAUUAAAUCGGCAGACAAUCGAUAUAUGACCAAUAAAAACACAAAACAUGAAUCAACUAGCCAAUCAAA